Messenger RNA from Pollicipes pollicipes, 6572 nucleotides. It is a transcript of the gene Tg, whose product is annotated as Transglutaminase. Gene Ontology annotation, molecular function: protein-glutamine gamma-glutamyltransferase activity. NCBI's taxonomy places the organism in Eukaryota, Metazoa, Arthropoda, Thecostraca, Pollicipedomorpha, Pollicipedidae. The coding region runs from base 93 to 2366 and encodes 757 amino acids. The record is from RefSeq and is a predicted model, not a curated record. Gene Ontology annotation, biological process: peptide cross-linking. The transcript has 16 exons.
ACCGCGUCCCGGCAGCACUGCACGGCGAGAAGCGACGGCCGACCGACCCUUGGCGCCGGCCGGGCCCCAGGUUCACCGCAAGUGAAGGAAGCAUGGGACAGUGCUGCUCGAGAAAAAAGCCGAGGAAGGAGUACUUCUCCAUCGUUCGCCACUCUAAGGAGAAUAUAAUUUUGCCGAAGCCUCAGCCAUCUGACGCAGUGACCAGCCAGCCGUUGCUGGAUGGCGCGCUGGUCGUCACUGAGCUGGACCUGUGCGUCCAGAGGAACGCCAUCGAGCACCGCACGCAGCGCUUCGAGCGCGGCAUCACCGGGCCGGCUCUGGUCGUGCGUCGCGGCCAGGCCUUCGAGAUCUACAUUCGCUUCAACAGGAAAUACACAGAGGAUCGGGACAACAUCUCACUCAUCUUCAGCGUCGAUGGCGUGGAGGUGCCGUCGCUUGGCCACGGGACGCUGGAGGCCAUUCCGGUGACCCGCGAGGAGCCCACCUCCUCGGACGCCUGGCGCGUGCAGAUCGUGCAGAACGAGGGCGACAAGAUCACGCUCAGUGUGACACCAUCAGCCAAAUGCAUCGUCGGAAAGUGGAGGAUCGACGUGGACACGAAGACGGGCGACCAUUCAUUGAGCUACACCCACCCGGACGUGAUGUACAUUCUGUUCAACGCCUGGUGCCCCGACGACAGUGUGUUCCUGUCGGACGAGAGCGCCCGGGCCGAGUACGUCCUCAACGACGCCGGACUGCUGUACCGCGGCAGCCACAGCCGACUGCGCCCCACGCCCUGGAACUACGGCCAGUACGAGCCCAGUGUGCUCGACUGCUGCCUGCAUGUUGUCGGCAAGGCGAUCUGCAGCCGCCUGUCGGAUCGGGCCGAUCCGGUGGCCGUGACUCGAGCCAUCUCCGCCAUGGUGAACCACUGCGACGAGAACGGCGUGCUGGUGGGCAACUGGAGCGGUGACUACGGCGGCGGCUCGCCGCCCACCAAGUGGCAGGGCUCGGUCAAAAUCCUCCAGAGGUACUACGACACUGGGAAGCCUGUCAAGUUCGGCCAGUGCUGGGUGUUUGCUGGCGUGUCGACCACAGUCGGCCGCGCGCUCGGCAUCCCGUGCCGUCCGGUCACGAACUACCAGUCGGCGCACGACACCCACGGCAGUCUCACCAUCGACCUGUUCUACGACGCCGAGGGCAAGCCCGUCGAGAGGCUCAACAAGGACUCGACCUGGAACUUCCACGUGUGGAACGAGGCGUGGAUGGAGCGACCGGACCUGGCCUCGCCCAACUUCAACGGUUGGCAGGCGUUCGACGCCACUCCGCAGGAGGUCAGCGAAGGUCGUUUUGCGUGCGGCCCCUGCUCGCUGGCGGCCAUCAAGGAGGGUGAGGUGAAGAGAUCCUUUGACACCACCUUCGUCUUCGCCGAGGUCAACGCCGACAGGGUGUAUUGGAAGUACUCUGGGCCCAUGCAGCCCUUGAAGCUCUUGCUCACCGAACCGGCAGACAUUGGAAAGGUGGUGGUCACGAAAGCCCUCGGCAAGUGGAGUCCUGAAGACCUGACGGACCACUACAAGUACCAGGAAGCCUCCUCUUCGGAACGGCGAACGAUGCUGCGCGCUCUAAGGGAGACCGGCCACAUCUUCAGCAGGUUCUAUCUCAACGAGGAGCUGGAGGACAUCCGGUGCGACUUCACACUCAACGAUGACAUCGUCAUUGGCCAGACGUUUCACGUCAACCUGAAGGUGGAGAACCGCAGCGAGGACAAGACGUACACGGUGUCGGCUCACCUCCGCGUGGACACGCAACUCUACACUGGUCGGUCCGGCAAGUUCGUCAAGAAGAACAAUUACCGGUUUCAGGUGGCGCCCGGACAGGUUGACGAGGUGUCCAUGCCAGUGGCGUACGACGAGUACUACAGCCAGCUGGUCGACCAGAGUGCCUUCAACAUCGCCGCCCUAGUCAGUGUGCUGGACACCGACUACGAGUACUUCGCGAGCGACGACUUCCGGGUCCGCAAGCCGGACAUACGGCUGGAGUUGGACGGACACCCUUCGGAGAACGCCGAGCUGAGGGUCGUGGCGGAGUUCAACAACCCGCUGCCGAUCAGCCUGACGAGGGGAAGAUUCCUGUUGGAGGGCGGCGGCUUGACCGAGCCAAUCAAGAUCAAGGUUAACAGGACGGUGGGGCCGUUUGAGCCGGUGCGGGCCAGCACGACCAUCGUGCCGUGGUCAGCCGGCGAGCACCUGCUUUCGGCCAAGUUCUACUCCAAGCAGCUGUCCGACGUGGACGGCUUCCUGCGGAUACUGGUCAAGCCGCGCCUGCUCAACACCGGUAGCGUCGUUCUGGACGAGGUGUCGUCGGGCGCUGGCCGCUCUCUGUAGCCAGCGCCGGGAGACUGAAGCCUCCAGCUGCCUCCUCGAGCCUUCGCGGGAACCCGGUGUCCUUGGUUGCCGGCGCUGGAGGCGGGCUGAAGCAACAGCCGGUGUCCGGAGCCUUCGCUAGAGCCGGGCGUCUCUGCAGCUGGCCUCAAGCCUCCGACCUAAAUCCCCGCAUGGUUCCGCGCCUCCGCGGCCUCCAUUGGAGUAAGGCCUCUGUAGCUUGUAGUGAAAUCGGGCCGAGGCCGCCGGGCGAGAUUCCGUUUCCUUCGUUGGGGCUGGGGUUUUGUGAAGCCUGCGCCAGAUUCGCUGAAGCUCGCAGCGAAUGCAACCUCGGCGCCGUCGGUGGAGCCAGCUCUACACCAAGUGUCUAGCGGAGUGCUUUUGCCCUUCGGCGGAGCUUCUGCAGCCUCCCACUGAAACUGAACGAUCUCUGUUUCUUCGCCGGAGUUAACAUCCUUAGCAGCUUUCAUCGGGAAUCUCUCAAGUCCUCAUCGGGUUGGGAUUGCCCUUGUGAUUUUUAGCAGAACCUUCCCUGGCGUCCACCGGAGUCUCAGUAGCCCGAAAUGGCUGCUCGAUCUUCGCAGUGUUCACCUGAGGGGCGCAGCCUCUAAAGCCUCCAUUGCUGACAGCUAAACUGUUUGCGGCCGCCGAUGUCUCUGUAGCCUUGACGAGAAUAGACUACGCUGCAGCCUCCAUCGCUGCAGACUCGGCUCGCAGCUCUUGUUCAAGGUCUCACAGCCCGGUGCUGGGCUCGUUUUCCGGGGACUGCCGCCGCCUGGUGUAAGCUCUCCGCCGCCGCCGGCGGGAGCGGCGGCGCAGUCGCACGCCCUUGUCGGACCCAGCUGCCGCCCAGAGUCGAGACGUUAAUAGGAUCCGUAAUGGCAUUCCCCGGAUGGGUAUCUUUAGAUAACGUUUGGCAGCGGCCGCUCAUCCGGGUUCUGGUUACUGGUGGUGGCUGCGCUUGGCCACUGCAAACCUCAAGAACAUCUGUGGAGUAGGAGGACAAGUGGGAAAAGUCGAGGUGUUUGAAGAUGCAGUCAACAAAGUGCUUGAAAGAACAACGCAGGCUGGCUGGGCUCUAAAACAAACUAACGGUACCAGCAGAAAUGUCUGCACUGUGGGAGAUGAACUGGCUUAGAAGGUAUCUUCGCGACAUAGCAAGCGGUUUUAUUAAUUUAGUCGAAAUACCGCUCCCACCAAAGUUUGUAUUAGAAUGUGUCUAGCUUGUCAUUUUUGUGCCACAUGCUUUGUAGAAGUUGAGCCCGUUUGCUGUAUGUGUAUAUAAUGUUAGAACGCAGAUCCACGCUAACGCCUAUUGUGCCAUUUAACUGAGCUCUUCAUUGCCGUUUAUGUAGUGAAGAUAUCUUGAUUUGUUUUCUCUGCGGUUGGCUUAGUUUGUCUCCUUGGCCACAGUCCUUGCCGUCACAGUGAAGAGAUUGAGUUUUACGAAAAAUGAUUUCUGAAACAGAUGCAUGUUACGCUCCAGCAUGCUGUUCGGAUAAUGCUACGCCCUUCUUAUCACCAGUUCUCUCCACGCGAUAACAAUUCCCCUGAGCGGUCUUGUCAUGAACCAAAUAGGAGCCGAGCGUGCGAUGGUCAUGUUUUCACCACAACAGUGAUGCAGCCCGGGGCGCUACUUCCGAAGACAAGAAGCAAACCUGACUGUUGGUCUCUUGCUGCGUCAGAAAUCAUAAGUCCACGCUCAUGCCAGGAAAAAUGUAUCUAGCUAACCUUUUUGGUGGGCCCAAUUGCUGUAGCAAAAGAACCGGGAGAUGUCUCUCCUAGCUUAAGUACGCUUAUUGUUUUAUCCCGGUGUUCAAAUUUGUGUUUGUAUCGUGGAGGAUAUGUCUCUUGCAGUGUUUCCGUGUGUGAGUGGCGCUAGCUGUGUUCCGUUGGUUGAAUGAGGAGUUUGCCAAAUUUCACACACAUUUUUAGAUUUUUACCAGUGAUACUCUCUUGUCGGACAUGUAUUGAAUGUAUGCUACUCGCAACGAACUAACGUCUUAUGCUGGUUUAAAAGGCAUUGCGUUCUCCAAGAAGUCAUUUGCGCUGUCAUUGUGCUAUCUUGAAAUAAAACACACUCGCGCAGUAAGAAGAAUGGUGCCUUCUGAAGGUGCUGUCAGAAGGUGCUGCAUGAAUGAUGCCGCCUGGUAGCCGGGAUGGAGUUUCCGUUCAGUGUUGAAUGGGGAUCAACGGAUGGAAAGCAUUUAUCAUGCGGUCAAUCGCGUUAUGAGUUUAAGGUAACGAUAAUCUGGGUCGCUGGCAUGAUGAUGGCACUAGCUGAAUGCCAUGCGUUUUUUCUUUGGUUGACCGGUAGCUCUAAUGAGGUAUUAGGGCAAAAAGACGCCUUUGUAAAGAGAGGAGCCAAUAGCCGUCUGUGCAUGAAAGGAGAACGUCUCGGUGAUUCCAUUUGUAAAACUGAAGACAGCAUUUCUGAUGCUUGUGUGAAGCUGUAAAAUUCUGUAAAAGAUGUCAUCAGGGUUUUAAGCACACGUAACCUGGACAUCUGCAGUGGGUCAACGUUUCGAAAGUGUGCCAAGGCUUGUUGUGCUGACCGUGAAGGGCGUCCGGUUACAUCAAACGAAAGAACAGUGAAAACGCACACGUUCCUGUUUCUUGCUGAUUUGACUAACCUGUUAACUUAGGUUCAUCUAGGCUCCGACCGCAUGCUGGACAGAACACUGUGCGUUCACGCCGAGCUCACCACCCAAACAGUGCCAUCCCACACCAACGGUAACCGUUCCCCGGUCUCAAGCGAUGUCGGAAGGUGGAGAAUGCCUUCGGGCCAUGAGGUCUAACCAUUCGACCGUAUGGCGCCAGACUGGCCCGUCUUCGACCAUCUCCGCGGGAUCCUACACAUGGACGGGACGAACAGCUCGACGUCCCCAUGUCUGCCAUUCCCCACGCCACCCACGCCACUCCAAAAUGGGUUCCAAACGGCACGGUGGAGCCGCGCCAAAUUUUGCAUAGCUGUAGAAAAUUGAACAGCGGAUCAUUUGGCACUACAAAUGUACAUAUAUCUGGUAAAGUUGUUGACCUACGGCCGGUCAAAGUCAGGUCAUGAAUUCUGCGGGGACGAUUUCCGGGGAAACGUUCAAUAUGAUGCAACAACAAAGUGAUAGACGAGGCUAUACAUCUCUGAGAUAUUUUCUUAGGCAACGCAACAAUUAAAUGAACGAAUUCCAUUGAUCUAGGGUCAGGUAUAAAGGCCAGACCCAGGUCAAAAUUAGCAUGUUUCAUUAUUCUAGAGCUCGCUGUGCCAGGCAGUUUCUGGCACUCAUCUCGAAUUUAUUGAUAACGGGAACCGCAUUAUGCAUAUUUUUUAAACUUCUUAAAGGGCGAGGUCAAUUAAAUGAUCAGGGUCAAGGUUGUCAAGGUCAACAUUUUGUUUUUAGGAACAUACUGUCUAACGUGAUCUUUGACGCUUAUUCAAAUGCAAUUAUCAUAAAUAAAUACGGCAAUCCUUAUUCUGGGGCACUUAAGAACUAAUCUGGAGUUCGACCCUAUUUGACCCGAAGGUUAUAAUCUAGGAAAUCAAAAUUUUGACACAAGUGAGUUCAUAUUCAGGCUAGUACACUCCGUGAAUUUGGUGUCUCUAGCUCUCUUAUUUUCUGAGAUCUCAAGGGGGUAAAAUUGACCCCCGCCCGAACGAAGGGUAUUCAACCGGCCACCCGGGUGGCUGUUAAGUCUUCGACAGCAUUCCCUUGGCUGUGCGGACAACAAAGUGCAUGGUACACUGUUCACACCUUUGCAUGCAGGCACAUGACGUCGAACGUCCAAUGCCCAAAGAUGCAAUAUUCUCAUUGGCGAUAUGUCAAUCGUCCGCCCUCAGACUGUUCAUCCAUAGCAUGCCAAGUCUUUCAAGGCAUGCGUGAGAUUCGAGGCCCUCCAUCGCGCGGUAAAGCUGGAGUCACAGGGCUGGCGUGACCCAUCGUCGUCGCUGCGCGUUUGAUCGAUAAACGGGCCGCCAACGCCGUGCCCGGCGUCCUCGGGGUCGUAGUACGUAGACCCAGCUCAGGCCCCGCACGAGCUCCACCUCCGCGUCAGUGUCGGCCCUCGUCGCAGCCGGGCAUCCCUUCGCGGCGACGCUCUCGGGAGCGGCAUCGCCCGGGGCCCCGCCCCGCGCCCUCGAACAUCUCGACCGCCACGCGAUUGGCUGGGUCGCCGCCAGGACCUGCAGCGUUCUCCCAGAGAGCCGUUGGUCGUAGC